Molecule: messenger RNA, 1272 nt
Organism: Cordyceps militaris CM01
Lineage: Eukaryota; Fungi; Ascomycota; Sordariomycetes; Hypocreales; Cordycipitaceae
Product: endoplasmic reticulum-Golgi intermediate compartment protein 3
Exons: 3
Coding region: 1-1272 (423 amino acids)
Biological process (GO): retrograde vesicle-mediated transport, Golgi to endoplasmic reticulum; endoplasmic reticulum to Golgi vesicle-mediated transport
Cellular component (GO): endoplasmic reticulum; COPII-coated ER to Golgi transport vesicle; Golgi membrane
Source: RefSeq, a predicted model, not a curated record
AUGCCGGCCAAGUCAAGAUUCACAAGGCUUGACGCCUUCACCAAAACCGUCGACGAAGCCCGAAUCCGAACAACUAGCGGUGGCGUGGUUACCAUUGUCUCCCUCGUCGUCGUACUGUUCCUGGCCUGGGGAGAAUGGGCCUCGUACAGGACUGUUGUCAUUCGACCUGAGCUUGUCGUCGACCAGGGACGCGGCGAGCGCAUGGAUAUCCAUCUCAACAUUACAUUCCCCCGCAUGCCUUGCGAGCUGCUGACCCUCGAUGUCAUGGACGUUUCUGGCGAACAGCAACAUGGCGUCGCUCACGGUGUGCACAAGGUCCGUCUGCGUCCCGAAGGCGAAGGCGGCGGUGUCAUUGACGUCAGCUCGUUGAACUUGCACAACGACGCCGCCGAGCAUCUUGACCCCAGCUACUGCGGCGACUGCGGUGGCGCGCCGGCCCCGACCACCGUCACCAAGGCUGGUUGUUGCAACACGUGCGAGGAAAUCCGCGAGGCGUACGCGCAGGUGUCGUGGGCCUUUGGUGACGGCAAGGCAUUUGAGCAGUGCGAGCGCGAACACUACGCCGAGCGUCUGGAGGAGCAGCGCCACGAGGGCUGCCGCAUCGACGGUCUCUUGCAGGUGAACAAGGUGGUGGGCAACUUCCACUUGGCGCCCGGCCGCAGCUUUAGCAACGGCAACAUGCACGUGCACGACCUGAAGAACUACUGGGAGACGACGGACGACAAGAAGCACGACUUUACGCACCACAUUCACCACUUGCGCUUCGGUCCCCAGCUGCCCGAGACAGUGGUCCAGAAGCUGGGCAAGGGUGCCACGCCCUGGACCAAUCACCACGGCAAUCCUCUGGAUAGUACCAAGCAGCUUACUAACGACCCUAACUUCAACUUUAUGUACUUUGUCAAGAUUGUCCCGACAUCGUUCCUUCCACUGGGCUGGGAGAAGAUGGCACGCACGAUGAACGUGGACGCCAGCGUGGAGACACAUCAGUACUCUGUGACUAGCCACAAGAGAAGUCUCACCGGUGGCGACGACUCUGCCGAGGGCCACGCCGAGCGUCUUCACUCGAGAGGCGGUAUCCCCGGCGUCUUCUUUUCUUAUGACAUUUCGCCCAUGAAGGUUAUCAACCGCGAGGAGAAGGGCAAGAGCUUCCUCGGGUUCGUUGCUGGUCUCUGCGCCGUCGUUGGUGGUACUCUGACCGUUGCGGCCGCUGUCGACCGAGGCCUGUUUGAGGGCACUACAAGACUGAAGAAGAUUCGAUCCAAGAACCUGUAA